GAUAAAUAUUUAUUUAAUUUAUUUAAUUAUUUAUUGUUCAAUGGAAUUGUCCAUUUGAAUUUGUUCUUAAUUUAAAACUAUUUUAGAGUUUGAAAAUAUUGACUGUUGAAUUUUAUAAUAAUUUGUUGUGUAUAAAUCAGGUAAUCAAUUAUACUAAUAAUGUCCCAGGAAGAUAAAUUUGAAAAUUGCAUAAGCAUAGAAGAAUCUCCUAAAAGAGGUAUUAUUUUAAUUUUUAAUAAAUCUAAAUUUUUUUAUAUAUAGUAAUAGUGUAUAGUAGUAUACACUGACUAAAAGAUCCCAAUUGUUAAAAAUAUAUUAGACUGCUAAAAUUUAUUGUGGUUAAUAUAUAAUUUAUUGUGGUUGGUUAGCUGUAAUUGUUAGUAUCAUAAUAUACAGAUACUAAAAAUCAUCAAUUGAUUAUAUUAUUGUACAAAUUUCAGUACAAAACAGAAAAUAUCAAUAUCUACUUUGCCUAUUAAACUUAUUGUGAAUUCUAUAUUAGAACAUUAAUUCCCAGUCUACUAUUGUAUUUCAAUAUUAUCUAUUGAUUUAUAUGUAUUUUUUUUCUUUAUUAAAACUAGUUUAUAUUUUAUGUUUAAGGGCCAACUCUUUCAACAAGCACUAGUAGUUUUGAGCGUAAUGAUCCGCAUGACCCUAAUUUAAGCUUAUUGUCCACCAAAAUGUUUGAAAAGACAUCUGAAUAUUUGAUGGGAGAACUAAAUAUAACUGAGGUUGGUAUAUAAUUCUAAAAUAUUUAAGUCCCCAAAUACUUAUAUUUAAUAAAAAUGUGUUGAUGUAUUUAUGAAGGAGGAUUAUAAAUUAUUGGAAACCAUGAAUAAAAUGACUAUGGAAAAAUAUGGGUCUUAUAGACAAAUUGCUUCAGAUGUUGGGAAACAAAUUUUAGAACUUAACGAAAAAUGUAAUUAAAUAUUUUAAAUUAAAUUUAUGUUUUUAUAUAUAUAUAUAUAUUUAUUAAAAAUUUAAAGUUUUGUUUACAUUUACUUAUUGAUAUAUUGUUAUUAUUUAGAUAAAUCAUUAGAACCAUAUCUUUCUCAAAUUGACCAGAUCGAAGACAGUGUUUCAAAACUAGAACAAGCUGCAUUUAAAUUAGAUGCAUAUGCCAAAAGAUUGGAAGCAAAAUACAAAAGUUUAGAAAAACGACAAUAAUUUGUACUUAAUAUUGUUAAGAUGUUAUAUUAAUUUGUCUGUGAUAAAUUGUCAUACCUAUAUUAAAGUAAAAUUAUAAGUAUAUAAUAUAUAAAAUUAGAGUAGGGAAAAUUAAUAUUUAAAUAAUUCAUUAAAUACAACUAUUUUAAUAAAGUAUAGUUAAUAAAAAUUAAUAAAAAUUAUCUAAUAAAUUUGAUUGGAAC
Molecule: messenger RNA, 1370 nt
Organism: Cinara cedri
Lineage: Eukaryota; Metazoa; Arthropoda; Insecta; Hemiptera; Aphididae
Source: the annotation of a GenBank genome assembly